This is a messenger RNA of Erpetoichthys calabaricus (reedfish), 1989 nucleotides long. RefSeq names its product docking protein 1b (gene dok1b). Bases 137 to 1696 code for a protein of 519 amino acids. Gene Ontology annotation, biological process: positive regulation of MAPK cascade; cell surface receptor protein tyrosine kinase signaling pathway. The record is from RefSeq and is a predicted model, not a curated record. Gene Ontology annotation, cellular component: cytoplasm. The transcript has 4 exons. Lineage: Eukaryota; Metazoa; Chordata; Cladistia; Polypteriformes; Polypteridae.
CCAGCCAGCAUGGAAUCGCACGAAUUGAGUUCUUUGACUGCAGCAACCCCAGUGAGAAGCCUACAACCAAGAAGCUUGACAAGAAAAUCAUUCGGUUGGCAGAGUGCAUUAGCAUUGUGCCCCUGCACACUGAAACAUGCCCCAAAGAGAAACAUGCUGGCAUUCAGUGUGGAGACUGAUGAGAAGAUCUACAUCUUUGCAAGUGAGCAGGAAUCCAGCAAAGAGUGGAUCAACAAGGUUGUGUGAAUGCACCUUCACGAAACCAGUUGGAGAUAUGAUGAAUGAAACGAAACGUGUAGGAGGCAAAACACCCAAACUGUCUGAUGUAGAGCAAGUGUUUGAGAUGGCAGACAACAGCAUCUAUGAAUCCAGGCAGGAAGUGAGGGAUUUUAAGGUGACAGUGCAGAAAACAGAAGCCACAGAGCGGUGUUCCCUCUCUGGAUCAUAUAUAAUGAGAGCUGACAAAGAAGGCUUAAUUCUGAAAGAUCCAGAAACUACAAAAACUUUGUUUGUUUGGCCCUACAAGUUAUUGAGGAGAUAUGGUCGGGACAAGGUGAUGUUCUCCAUUGAAGCAGGACGCCGUUGUGACUCAGGGCCAGGAAACUUCAACUUUGAGACGAAGCAAGGCAGUGAGAUAUUUCAAAUUGUGGAUGAAGCAAUCCAACAGCAGAAAGCACAAUAUGAUGACAAUGGGCAGUGUUCCUCUUUGGAUUCUGAUUCAUCUGCAAUCCAGCAGAUUCGCAAUGCUAUUGCAGAGUCCAUGGCAGGAGCAGGUACAACAGGGCGAGCACCUCAGAUCAUAGAACCUGAGACAGACUCAGUCAGAAACCCAGGAUCAGGAAGUAGGCCUAAUUCAGCAGACGGUAUCUUCAUAAAGAAAGACAGCUCUCAGUCAGAGGACAAGGAGAAAAUGUUAAAAAAUCGAAUUUUGCCUGAACCUCCAGGCAUGUCAUCAAAACCUGCGAUCAAGAACAAAUUGCCCAGAUCCAUAAACCUUCCAGUUGAACCGUCAACAAAUGACAAUUCCAGUUUAUACUCUGAACCUGUUGAUUCUGUGAAACCGUGUCUGCAUCUUGAAGAUUCCUUCUAUUCGAUUCCUGUGGACAGCAUCAAUACUUGGACUAAAGUUAUCCCCACCACAGAGGAGGAACCUCGAAAACCAUCUAAAGGUGAACCUCUCUACUCAGAUAUUUAUGAUAAUGUAAAUGCAGAUCUUGAAAGCAAGAUAGCUGCGCUGAGAAUUGAAGUGGUACCCAGAAAUGUAACUGUUAAUCCAGAAGAGCAUAUUUAUGAUGAACCAGAAGGUAGAGCCAAGCUUCCAGCCCCACCUGAAUCCACACUUUACGACGAGGCAAGAAUAGCAGGUAAUGCAUGGAUCAAGCAAGGUUUGGAAGAGCAGACAAGCAAUGAGAUUACAUACAAUUCCAGCACCAAUGACUACCCAGUACCAUCAAGUGGGAAGCAGCAACCUCGUCCAAAGGGACCAAAACCAUUACCAGCACCAAAACCUCAGAAAAUUGCAAUACCUAAGAAGGAGUUACCAAAACCAUUGGUACAAACCAACUUGAACAAUUCCAAUAACAGUCACAUUUAUGGCCAGGUGAUUAAAGUCAAGCCACCCAAAAAGGAGUCUGAGAACUCCAUGGACGGGUCUUUGAGUACAGAUCCUAUAUAUGAAGAUCUUGGAAGUAUUUAGACUGGGCUGGGAGAGAACAAUUCUGAGCAGUUAUAAUUAAAGCUGAUUAAAUGCUGGAUGAAUUUAUGCAUCACAUUGCUUUAACGGCUACAGAUGAACUUUUGACAUGUCAUUUCUUGGAUGGAUAGCUGAAUGGACACAGAUUUGUGCCACAUUUGUACAGUAGUGAAAGAAAGAUAGAAAGAAAUAGUUAUGAGAUGGUUAAGUUUUAUAGUUGUAAAUGAAGCUGUUUGACACAGCAGUAUUGUUCCAGUUGUUCUGUAGUCUAGCCAGUCUCAGUGUGCUCUGUCUUG